AUGGCAAACAAUAAUGGCUUCAGCCAUCCCCACGCCUCCUAUAGCAUCCCAAUGUCCUGUGCCCCAGCACAGAAAAUAAUUAUUCCUGCAUGCAGCUUUGCAAGCAAGCCACCCUCACUUUCUGACCUGAUGGCAGACAGUCCAGUUUCUCCCUGUAAGAGUUUGUGUCCCCCAGGUCUCCCCAGAAACUGUAUUUCAGAGAAAUUUGGAGAUUGUCUCCCUUCAGGUUUAAGAAAGCAAUGCCUGCUGCCAGCCUGGUUCAUGUGCAUCUCCAUACCUCAACUUUUCAGCGCUUGUGCACUGAAUGCUCUUUUAUCUUCCCUUCUAGUUGUAGAACUUUCACUCAGCCAGCUUUUUUGUGGUUUGGGUGAUAGACGUUUUCUCUUUUAG
Molecule: messenger RNA, 390 nt
Organism: Pipistrellus nathusii (Nathusius's pipistrelle)
Lineage: Eukaryota; Metazoa; Chordata; Mammalia; Chiroptera; Vespertilionidae
Source: the annotation of a GenBank genome assembly